UCUGUGUCUGCCUAUCGUGACUAUUUCUGUACGGUCUAUCGAGACCUGUCCGUGUCCGGCUAUCAUGGCUAUUUUUCUGUAUGGUCUAUCAAGGCCUGUCCCAUGUCUGCCUAUUGUGGCUAUCUGUGUCUGGCCUAUCGUGGCUAUUUCUGUACGGUCUAUCGAGACCUGUCCGUGUCCGGCUAUCAUGGCUAUUUUUCUGUAUGGUCUAUCAAGGCCUGUCCCAUGUCUGCCUAUUGUGGCUGUCUGUGUCUGCCUAUCGUGGCUAUUUCUGUACGGUCUAUCGAGACCUGUCCGUGUCCGGCUAUCAUGGCUAUUUUCUGUAUGGUCUAUCAAGGCCUGUCCCAUGUCUGCCUAUUGUGGCUAUCUGUGUCUGGCCUAUCCUGGCUAUUUCUGUACGGUCUAUCGAGGCCUAUCUGUGUCUGGCUAUAAUGGCUAUUUCUGUACGGCCUAUCGAGGCCUGUCCGUGUCUGCCUAUCGUGGCUGUCUGUGUCUGGCCUAUCGUGGCUAUUUCUGUACGGCCUAUCAAGGCCUGUCCGUGUCCGGCCAUCAUGGCUAUUUUUCUGUAUGGUCUAUUGAGGCCUGUCCUGUGUCUGCCUAUUGUGGCUAUUUCUGUACGGCCUAUUGAGGCCUGUCUGCGUCUGCCAUUGUGGCUGUCUGCGUCUGGCCUAUCGUGGCUAUUUAUGUACGGCCUAUCGAGGUCUGUCUGCGUCUGCCUAUCGUGGCUAAUCAUGGUCUAUCGAGGCCUGUCUUGCGUCUGCCUAUCGUGGCUGUCUGCGUCUGGCCUAUUGUGGCUAUUUAUGUACGGUCUAUCGAGGCCUGUCUGUGUUGGCUAUCAUGGCUAUUUCUGUACGGUCUAUCGAGGCCUGUCCGUGUCCGCCUAUCGUGGCUGUCUGCGUCUGGCCUAUUGUGGCUAUUUCCGUUGGUCUAUCGAGGCCUGUCCGUGUCUGGCUAUCAUGGCUAUUUUUCUGUAUGGUCUAUCAAGGCCUAUCUGUGUCUGGCCAUCAUGGCUAUUUCUGUACGGUCUAUCAAGGCCUGUCUGCGUCUGCCUACUGUGGCUGUCUGUGUCUGGCCUAUCGUGGCUAUUUAUGUAUGGUCUAUCGAGGCCUGUCUGUGUCUGGCUAUCAUGGCUAUUUUUCUGUACGGUCUAUCGAGGCUGUCUGUGUUCUGCCUAUCAUGGCUAUUCUGUAUGGUCUAUCGAGGCCUGUCUGCGUCUGCCUAUCGUGGCUGUCUGCGUCUGGCCUAUCGUGGCUAUUUCUGUUGGUCUAUUGAGGCCUGUCUGUGUCUGCCUAUCGUGGCUGUCUGCGUGAGGCCUAUCGUGGCUAUUUAUGUUGGUCUAUCGGGGCCUGUCUGUGUCUGCCUAUCGUGGCUGUCUGCGUCUGGCCUAUCGUGGCUAUUUAUGUACGGUCUAUUGGGGCCUGUCUGUGUCUGCCUAUCGUGGCUGUCUGCGUCUGGCCUAUCGGGCUAUUUAUGUUCGGCCAAUUGGGGCCUGUCCGCGUUUGCCUAUCGUGGCUGUCUGCGUCUGGCCUAUCGUGGCUAUUUCUGUUGGUCUAUCGAGGCCUGUCUGUGUCUGCCUAUCGUGGCUAUUUCUGUUGGUCUAUCGAGGCCUGUCUGUGUCUGCCUAUCGUGGCUAUUUCUGUUGGUCUAUCGAGGCCUGUCUGUGUCUGCCUAUCGUGGCAUUUCUGUUGGUCUAUCGAGGCCUGUCUGUGUCUGCCUAUCGUGGCUAUUUCUGUUGGUCUAUCGAGGCCUGUCUGUGUCUGCCUAUCGUGGCUAUUUCUGUUGGUCUAUCGAGGCCUGUCUGUGUCUGCCUAUCAUGGCUGUUUCUGUUGGUCUAUCGAGGCCUGUCUGUGUCUGCCUAUCAUGGCUGUUUCUGUUGGUCUAUUGAGGCCUGUCUUUGUCUGCCUAUCGUGGCUAUUUCUGUUGGUCUAACGAGGCCUGUCCGUGCCUGCCUAUCGUGGCUGUCUGUGUCCUGCCUAUCGUUGCUGUCUGUGUCUGGCCUAUUUCUGUAAAACUUAAGAAGUUUAAUCUAACGUCAUUAUACUGGUCAUGCUAACUCUCUUUCUAUUUCUUCCAGGAACCUUAGGAUUCACAACUGGUGGGUAUACUUCAUCUACUUUUUUUUGGGGGGAAGGCUGGCCCCGUCUGGAGGUCUCAUAAUCCACCUAAUUUUGGGGGUCUGCUGCGCCCCUGCCUUCGUCUUCAGGCAGGAAAUGCAGAUUCGCUACCCUCGGAUUACGAACCAUGGACGGGGCCUUCCGCCAAAAAAAUUUAUAAUUGUGCUCGCUGAGCUGUCAAUAAAUGUAUGCUUCGUACAUUCCUCUAUCUCCCGAGUCUUUCUGGUAGAAAUGGAAGCUUUAGCCUAAGUUCUGCCAGGAAGACUCAAUCACUUCGUCACUAAUUACCUUCAUCAUUAUCCAAUCACGUCUUUAUACUCCUGUAUAAAAGAUCGUACUUACACAUGUUUGAGUUCGCAGAUGCCAACGCGACAACAACCUCCACCCUCCCCACCACCACCAGGAUGGUCCUGUCCUUACCUUCCAGGGGGGGGUCUGCUGCGCCCCUGCCUUCGUCUUCAGGCAGGAAAUGCAGAUUCGCUACCCUCGGAUUACGAACCAUGGACGGGGCCUUCCGCCAAAGAAAUUUAUAAUUGUGCUCGCUGAGCUGUCAAUAAAUGUAUGCUUCGUACAUUCCUCUA
Messenger RNA from Carassius gibelio (silver crucian carp), 2695 nucleotides. RefSeq lists its product as uncharacterized. The record is from RefSeq and is a predicted model, not a curated record. Bases 81 to 1310 code for a protein of 409 amino acids. NCBI's taxonomy places the organism in Eukaryota, Metazoa, Chordata, Actinopteri, Cypriniformes, Cyprinidae. The transcript has 2 exons.